GUACUUGUCAAAAUAAAAACGUUUGAUUUCCAUUCCCCCAGAACUUGCAAAAUAUUUUUACAAUAAAUUGAUUUCUUUAUUUAAAAUUAUUUAUUUUAAAUAAAAUACAAUAAUGUCUCGCAAAGAAGCUCUAUCACAAUUCAUCAAUCAAAUCCAUGGACGUCCGGUAGUAGUAAAAUUAAAUUCUGGUGUAGAUUACAGAGGUGUCCUUGCAUGUUUAGAUGGCUACAUGAACAUAGCCCUCGAUCAAACCGAAGAAUACCUCAACGGCCAAUUAAAAAACAAAUACGGAGAUGCAUUCAUUCGUGGCAACAAUGUUCUUUACAUUUCAACUCAAAAGAGACGAAUUAACUGAAUAACAUCUCAUAAAUAA
This is a messenger RNA of Episyrphus balteatus (marmalade hoverfly), 373 nucleotides long. RefSeq names its product U6 snRNA-associated Sm-like protein LSm6. Gene Ontology annotation, biological process: maturation of SSU-rRNA; mRNA splicing, via spliceosome. Bases 113 to 355 code for a protein of 80 amino acids. Gene Ontology annotation, cellular component: U6 snRNP; nucleolus; sno(s)RNA-containing ribonucleoprotein complex. Lineage: Eukaryota; Metazoa; Arthropoda; Insecta; Diptera; Syrphidae. The record is from RefSeq and is a predicted model, not a curated record. Gene Ontology annotation, molecular function: RNA binding. The transcript is spliced from 2 exons.